Helobdella robusta is the source of this 333-nucleotide messenger RNA. RefSeq lists its product as hypothetical. Gene Ontology annotation, molecular function: ATP binding; protein serine/threonine kinase activity; tau-protein kinase activity. NCBI's taxonomy places the organism in Eukaryota, Metazoa, Annelida, Clitellata, Rhynchobdellida, Glossiphoniidae. The record is from RefSeq and is a predicted model, not a curated record. Gene Ontology annotation, biological process: protein phosphorylation; microtubule cytoskeleton organization; intracellular signal transduction. The transcript is spliced from 4 exons. Gene Ontology annotation, cellular component: cytoplasm. Bases 1 to 333 code for a protein of 110 amino acids.
AUGGCUCAUCCAAAAUCUUCCAGGAGCAUGGUUCCACUGUACAUAAACUCUAUGUCCCAAUCUCGAUCCUUUAAUGAGCCUCAGGUCAUAGGGCAGUACAGACUCAUCAAAACCAUUGGUAAGGGUAAUUUUGCCAAAGUGAAGCUGGCCAGACAUUUCCCAACUGACAGACUGGUAGCAAUCAAAAUCAUUGACAAAACCAAAUUAAGCACAUCAUCUCUGGACAAGACAUCAUUAGCGUGGAAGCAUAUUAGCAUUCAAGCGCACCGACAGACAUGUAAACAAACUGAACAAAAGUACAGGGCAAGUAAACCAGUUUGGAUGCUAGCAUAG